Messenger RNA from Kockovaella imperatae, 475 nucleotides. RefSeq lists its product as hypothetical. The record is from RefSeq and is a predicted model, not a curated record. Bases 29 to 418 code for a protein of 129 amino acids. The transcript is spliced from 4 exons. Lineage: Eukaryota; Fungi; Basidiomycota; Tremellomycetes; Tremellales; Cuniculitremaceae.
UUCUAAUCGUACCGUUUUCGACUUUAACAUGGCAGCGUCAAGCAGUACUGGCCGUGUACCCCAGGGAGAAGUGAUCAUUGACUUUGCAGACGGAGGUUCAUUCAUCAAGAACAAACUUGACGAUGCUGUCUUGACGCUCGAACGAAGACGCUUAGAAAGGGAAGAACAGGGGAAAGCUCAAAAAGCAAUGGAAGCUUUGAAAGUUGGAUCAGGGGAGGGAACAGUGGGAUCGACCGCAGGAGAACCAAAAUCUUCAGAUGUGGAUUUUGUGGUCGCUCAAGUUGGAUGUUCCCGAGCAGAAGCGGAGACGGCCCUGCGCGAAGAGAAAGAUAUGGUCAAGGCUUUGAUCAGGCUAGUCAAGCCUCGUCAACGGGCUCGAUCAGUCGAUGGAGGAGCAGAGCCGUCAAAGGCCUCAUGAUCAUCAUCAUUCAAGGCGGAUACUUCUCACUUUUGAAUCACAUCAAAACACAUUGCA